This is a messenger RNA of Aspergillus alliaceus, 894 nucleotides long. RefSeq lists its product as uncharacterized. NCBI's taxonomy places the organism in Eukaryota, Fungi, Ascomycota, Eurotiomycetes, Eurotiales, Aspergillaceae. Bases 1 to 894 code for a protein of 297 amino acids. The transcript has 6 exons. Gene Ontology annotation, molecular function: hydrolase activity, acting on ester bonds. The record is from RefSeq and is a predicted model, not a curated record.
AUGUCAUUAUUCCUUUCAGAUGCUGGACGACUACACUACUUCAUCUCUCAUAGUGGCGGUGCACCUCCAGUUGGCUGGAUCGAUAAUGGAGAUACUCCUGCUGCGGAUGGUGGACGUCCUUGGCCGUCCUAUGUCGGCCAGUAUAUAGGUGCAAGAUUCCACAACUACGCCGUGUCGGGAGCUGUAUGCUCUAAUAGCCUUACCCCCCGUAUCGCGCAGGCAACGGGGGAGUUAUUCCCCGACGUGUCUAGUUAUCAGGUUCCUGCCUUCUUUGCAGACCGACAGUAUACAUAUCCCAAUGGAACCAAGUUCAUGGGUGUGCCUCCAGAGUCGACCGUCUACGCUAUUAUGAUCGGUGGGAAUGAUGUGAGAGCAGACGGCUAUCUGACCGAUUCCCAAACGAAAGGAACUACAAUCGCAGACUACAUAGACUGCGUCUUUCAACAAAUAGAUCGCCUUUUUCAGCGUGGUGCUCGCAACUUUGUCAUUCAUACUUUGGGAACAAUGUACCUCACGCCCCAAUAUGCAAUGCCAAAAGAGGGAGGCCUAAGGGCUACCUUACCUAAUAUUGGCCAGAUAAAGCAAGUGGCCCUUGUCAAUGCGAGGUAUCUGGGAGCACAGUUUGCCCUCGUGGAUCUUGAAGGCCUUAUGAAAGAUAUUCAUAAAAAUCCCUCACGAAAUCUGAAUGGCACAGUUUCUUAUAAUGUCACAGGGUACAUCAAUCGCCGUUCACUUAAUGGUACCGAAUGUGUUCGUUACGACAAUGACAACCGGGACGCGUUCAUGUGGUACGAUGAGCUUCACCCAAGUGAGCAAACAUGGCGCAGUUAUGCCAAGAAUUUUGUUAGCAUUAUUAAUGGGCACAGCAAGUGGGCGACACACCUCUCUGCCUAA